AUGUCGGACGGCCAGGACGUGCAGACGCUCAAGAUGCCAGUCGCGAGGAAACACGACGAUCACGACCGACGGCGGUCGUCCACGCUGCGGCUCGAACCUCUGCAGUCGGAGAAUGCUCGUAAAGGGACCACAUCGUUUGUUCGUGCUCGCACGUCCGGCGUGAAUCGUCUCCUUCGAUCAAGUACUAGCAGCGCUCGAGUCGUGUCUGGAAACGUCCGCAGCAGCAGCAGCAACAGCCACAGCAGCAAAAGCGGCAGUAGCAAAAGCAAAAGCGCUCCCAACAGCAAAGCAAGUGACCCCGAAAGCAAGUCAGACGCAGUCGAGACAGACUCGGCGAAAAAAGAGACGGCAGAAGUAGCUCCAGAGUCGUCGGAAGCGGUAGUUGCGCCGUGUUCGUCCACGCUGUCACCAUAUGCGAGUGGCGGCACUGACGACGGCGAAGUUCCGCUGUACGUGGAGCAAAACUGGACGCACGUGGUGCUGAAAAUGACUGCGUUCUCAGAAGAAGAUGCGGUGACGAGUUUUGUGUUUGAUACUGCUGGAGGAGGUAUCGGCAGCAGUGCUGACAAUGUGGCGAGCAUCCCAGCGGACAAGUUUCUUGGCGCGAAAGAUCACGCUCGUAUUUUGCACACCAGUGGACGCUUUUACUUGGUCAAUGGAGACGACGUGGGCGACACGUUCGUUCGGCUGAGUCCGUGCGAAACAGGCGAUGAAACGGACGCAGCAGAUCGAAUGCAGUGGCCACUAGAUCCGCACGUGUCGUUUCGUGUGGGCAAGUCGGACUUUAUGGUUACUGCUUUUCACGAAGCGUCGCAGACGUUGGAAGUGUCGGCACUGAGUGGCAAGCUGGCAGGCACGCAGUUCACGAUCGGACCUGAAGGUGCCGGCAUUGGAAGAUCGGCGGAAAACAAGAUCCACACGGGAGACGGUGAACUGUCUCGCAAACACGCUGCUAUUUGGUUUGACGAAUUGACGAACCAGUUUUUUCUGAUUGACUUGAACUCGACGAAUGGCACCUUUAUGAAGCUCGUGGGGAGCUAUCAGGAACCCUACCGCCUGGAGAUUGGCGAUGACUUGCUGAUUGCACAGACUUGUUUGACAGUCAACCGGUUUGACUUUGGCGCUCACGCGGAUAUGGGCACUCGAAAGUACAUGGAGGAUGCGCACACGGUUAUUCAAGACAUGUGUAUCGAGUCACUGAGCCGCUUGGGGUUGCAUCCCCAGUCGUACUUUGCUGUCUACGAUGGCCACGGCGGCGAGGAAGCAUCGUUGUACUUGGGCGAAGUGCUGCAUUUGAAUAUCGUGGACGCGUUCUAUAUGCAGAAGGCGGAAUGGGGAUCGCUGGCCAACAAGUCGCCGGAAGAGCUGCAGUCAAUGAUUACAAAGCGACUGACGACAACUUUCGAGCAGACGGACGAGGCUUUUCUGAAUGAAUCGGAGCGUCCUCAGGCUGGAAGUACAGCAACGACGGUGUUGGUGGCAGGCAAGUACAUGUUUGUGUCAAACGUUGGCGACUCCCGGACAGUCUUGAGUCGCGCGGGCAAGGCCGAGCGUCUGUCGAAUGAUCACAAACCGAGUCGGCCGGACGAAGCGCAGCGUAUUCGUGACACUGGUGGCUUUGUCAUUCACGGACGCAUCAUGGGAGAGCUUGCCGUUUCUCGAGCUUUCGGCGACGCACCGUUCAAGACGUUUGAUUUAUUUGAGCCGCCACUCGAAGACGUGGGCUCGAAGCCACGUAGUGAUUACGAUUCACAGGAAUUGCCCAUCAAUCCGAACGACAUUUUGAAAGGGCCGCUGGUUAUUCCUACACCCGAGGUGACAGUGACAGAGCUCACAGAUGAUUGCGAGUUUAUUAUGUUGGCCAGUGACGGUCUGUACGACGUCAUCAAAGACCAGGAAGCUGUCGACUUUUUGCGUCAUAAGAUCGAGCAGCUUGGCGAUGUUCAGCGCGCGGCAGAGGCAAUCGUGGAGUAUGCCAUUUAUCAUCAGCGCUCAACGGAUAACGUGACGUGUGUGGUGGUGAUGUUCAAAGAGCCGAGGAGCUUCAAGAGCUAG
Hyaloperonospora brassicae is the source of this 2055-nucleotide messenger RNA. The record is from the annotation of a GenBank genome assembly. Lineage: Eukaryota; Oomycota; Peronosporomycetes; Peronosporales; Peronosporaceae.